Messenger RNA from Ixodes scapularis (black-legged tick), 5398 nucleotides. RefSeq names its product alpha-mannosidase 2 (gene alpha-Man-IIa). Gene Ontology annotation, cellular component: Golgi membrane. Gene Ontology annotation, molecular function: alpha-mannosidase activity; carbohydrate binding. Gene Ontology annotation, biological process: N-glycan processing; mannose metabolic process; protein deglycosylation. Lineage: Eukaryota; Metazoa; Arthropoda; Arachnida; Ixodida; Ixodidae. The transcript is spliced from 23 exons. The record is from RefSeq and is a predicted model, not a curated record. Bases 349 to 3849 code for a protein of 1166 amino acids.
GUGUCGUUUUUUUUUUAUUUGGACAUGUCGGCGGAGCAGCUGUAAUGCUUAUUUUGUUGUGGUCGUACCGUGCCACGAAGUCCCGUAAAGCAAUGAAAACCACGCGUCCGAUUUCCGCAUUCUAAUCAGGCGGUCGCACACCGCUUGUGAGCGUGAAUACUCCCAUGGCGUCCGCCAGUGAAGAAAAGUGACGGCGUGGUGCCGACCGACCUCGCUUCUGCGUGGGGCUGCUAUGAGUGGGAACGCGGAUUGCCGUGAUUUCUCGUGCCCUUGCGGUGCCUGUCUACGUACGGUGGCCCUUAUUGCCCUGCUUUUGGAACCUCUCAGGGACGGCAUGCCGCGGGAGCUAUGAUACGACUGAGGUUCGGCACCACAAUCCUGCAAGUGCGGAGGUCAGCGGCAUGCAUCGUAGCCGCCUGCAUUCUGCUCGGGUUUACGGGCUUCUACAUCUACUUCAGCAGGCUCCUUCCCAGCGCCACCGGACUCGCAGGAUGGUCUCCAGGCAAGGUGGAUGUGGUGGCGCUGGAGCAGCGGCUGCAGCGCCUGGAGAGAGAGCUGCGCCACAACCACGCCAUGCUGACCCAGAUCCGAGAGACGGUGCUCAACUUCCUAGGGACUGGCGGCAACGCCCCUUGGAAGGCUCCCCUCAAGCCGCACCUGCUCUGGCUGCACAAUGCCACCCGGCAGCCAGUGCCCACCCAGCCGGGGGACUGUGCCUUCGGCAUGCUCCCACCUGCCAGCACCGACUACAACAUGUACGACCUGUACGAGAAGCUGGCCUUUGACAACCCCAAUGGCGGAGUCUGGAAGCAGGGCUGGGACCUCCAGUACCAGCCGGACCAGUGGUCGAGGGACAGGAAGCUCAGGGUUUUUGUGGUCCCACACUCCCACAACGACCCAGGGUGGCUCAAGACAUUCGACAAGUAUUACCACGACCAAACAAAGAAGAUCUUGGACAAUAUGGCGGUAAAGUUGGGCGUGAAUGCCACCCGGCGUUUCAUCUGGGCAGAGAUCUCCUACUUCUCGGUGUGGUUUGACGAGCUCAGUGAAGAGAUGAAAGCAAGGAUUCGUGGCUACAUCAAGCGGGGCCAGCUGGAGAUUGUGACGGGCGGUUGGGUGAUGAACGACGAGGCCAACACGCACGUUUUUGCCAUGCUGGAGCAGCUGGUGGAAGGUCACCAGUGGAUGCAGCGGAAUCUGGGGGUGCACCCGGAGACCGGCUGGGCCAUCGACCCAUUCGGGCUGUCCCCGACCAUGGCGUACCUGCUGAAGCGCAUGGGCUUCCACAACAUGGUGGUGCAAAGAGUGCACUACUCUGUCAAGAAGUUCCUGGCCAGCCAGAAGGCGGUAGAGUUCAUCUGGAGGCAGCCCUGGGACCAGAACCGGACGACAGACAUCCUGUGCCACAUGAUGCCCUUCUAUAGCUACGACGUGCCCCACACGUGCGGGCCGGACCCCAAGGUGUGCUGCCAGUUUGACUUCAAGCGUCUCCCGGGCAAUGCUGUCAACUGCCCCUGGAAGGUGCCCCCCGUGCCGAUCACGAGCAAGAACGUCGCCGAACGGGCCAAGCUUUUGCUGGACCAGUACCGCAAGAAAUCGCUGCUCUUCCGCUCUCGAACAGUGCUCGUCCCGCUGGGAGACGACUUCCGCUACGACAAGCCCAACGAGUGGGACAAUCAGUUUGGAAACUACCAGAAGCUGUUUGAUUACAUCAACGCCAACGACAAUUUGCACGCAGAGGUCCAGUUUGGGACCCUGAAGGAGUACUUUGCCGCCGUACGGAAGGAGACGGAAGUGGAUGCGAGUGGCAUGCCCUCUGGCUUUCCGUCGCUGAGCGGGGACUUCUUCACUUACGCCGAUCGCGACGACAACUACUGGAGCGGCUUCUACACCUCGCGGCCUUUCUACAAGAACAUGGAUCGUGCUGUCGAGGCCCAUCUGAGGGGAGCCGAGAUCCUGUUCUCGCUGAUGUGGGCCCGCAUGGCGUACAUUGGUAAUGAUGACAUGGCACUGAUCAACAAAAUGAUGAAUGGUCUGGUGGUGGCGAGGCAAAAUCUAGGCUUGUUCCAGCACCACGAUGCCAUCACGGGGACAGCCAAGAACAAUGUGGUGAUUGACUAUGCCAACAGGCUGCUCAAGUCACUGGAGCACCUCCGGGAGAUCAUUGCAGUUGGGGCAAUGUACCUGCUUCUCAAUGUGCCAUCUUACGGGAAACUCGGGAAAGAUGUCUUUGUCCUGCACCUGGACGACGUCAGGGACGCCUAUAACGGGAUCCCACACAAGCAGCCUCUAUCCUUCUCUAAGGAAAUUCGAAUGAGGUACCUGGUCAUUUACAACUCGCUGUCGGUGCCGAGGAGCGAGCUGGUGAGCGUGCACGUGACUACGCCCUCCGUGGUGGUGGUAGACGCCAACGGGAGCGUGGUGACCAGCCAGCUGAGCCCCAUCUGGGACAGGCAGGACCUGGUCAAGGGGACCUACGAGCUGUCGUUCCUGGUAGACGUGCCUCCUCUGGGGCUCUCCACGUACCGCGUGGAGCACAUUGAGGGCAUCAGCGGCAUGGUGUUUCGCUCGACGUCCACCCUCUACAAUGCAGAGUCCUGUCCCGACACCCUGUACUUCCCCAUAUCUCGCUCAGAGUCCCGGAGCAACAUUCACAUCCGGACGCCAUACCUAGUCGCCACUUUUUCGCCAAGCACAGGAAUGCUCAAGCACCUGGAAGUGAGAGACCAGAACGUGAGCCUGGACAUUAAGUCUUCGUUCGUGACCUACGGCACACGACCGAAGACGUUGGGCAGUAGCGGAGCCUACCUCUUCCUUCCCGACGACAAGGCAAAGGAACUGACGUACAGCCCGCCGUACAUCAGGGUCACGGAGGGGGUGCUCUACUCUGAGGUCACUGCCUUCCUGCCUUCUGUCGAGUUUUCUGUCAAACUCAAAAACUCUCCAGGCUUGGAUGGCGUCGGCCUGGAGGUGUCCAAUGUGGUAGACAUGAGCAGCAGGAGCAACGAGGAACUGGUCAUGCGCCUCACAACGGGAGUCCACAACCUGGGACCAGAGUUUUUCACCGACGUCAAUGGACUCCUGAUGGCGAGGCGGCACACGCAGCAGAAGCUCACCCUCCAGGGGAAUGUGUACCCAAUGCCCAGCAUGAUGUUCAUCCAAGACAACAACACGAGGCUCUCCGUCUUGUCGGGCCAGCCACUGGGGACCACCAGCCUCGUUACAGGGCAGGUGGACGUGUUCCUGGAUCGUCGCCUCAAGCAGGACGACAACCGGGGGCUGCAGCAGGGCGUCAUGGACAACCUCCGCACGCCAAGCCAGUUCAGGAUCCUCGUCGAGAGGUUCGCCGCAGAGCACACGAGGGAGUCGGUGCCCUCGCAUCCCUCGCUGCUGGCCCACCAGGCCCUGCUGAGCUUGCUGCACCCCGUGUUCAGCCUGGUGCACGGCAAGCCCCAGGGGAUGUCCGACCCGCCCCUCAAGAGCUCCUUCUCGCCCCUGGGGGGCCCCCUGCCCUGCGACCUGCACCUGCUCAACCUCCGCACCCUAGUGGCGCACAACGGGCCUACGGGGGACCCCAGGAAACCGGCCUGGACUCCUAGCAAUGUAACGGCCAUGUACCUACAUCGACUUCCUCAUGACUGCCGCCUGAAGAGCUAUGCGGUGCGCUGCACUCUCCAGUCGGAUUCCGUGGCUUCCUUGGCGGAUCUUUUUCCGGACUACUUCGGCCCGACCGUGGAGGAAACAACUCUCUCCCUGCUCCACAGUUUCACCUCCACAAACACCAAGACUGCCCGCCUCAGCUUACCUCCUCCUGCCGAGAUAGCGGCCUACAAGCUCCAACGCCGGUGAAACGGGAGAAAAAGGAAAACGGCCGAGGAGGGCACGCCCGGGUCGUACCGAGGUCGCCGCGUUUUCCAACUUGCUGCCAAAGAAAAGUGCCCGGCGCGUGCCAUGACUGACGCAGUUCAGGCAACCCAAGAGAGCUCCUUGGGUUCACAACGGUGGGACCAUUGUGAAAGGGGGGCUUUGGCACCUUUGGUGACCCAGAGCAGACACUCUGUGGCCGCCAUCGGAGACGCCGAGACGACGUGUGUGUACCGAGAGCCAACGAAACGCGGGGUCGUUCGCGCCACCGCUCGUUCCAGCCUUGCCAUCUUUCGUUCGGUUGGGGCGCAGUUGGGGUUUGGCAAUCCUACGCCGCGCCUCGUUUUAGUGCAAUUUUAUUUACAAGAUACUUUUUUUUGAACUGUUGGAGUGUAUUAAGGUACUAGUUCUGGUCGUGGGGCUGCUUGGGGAGGGGCUGGUUCGUCUGCAGCUACUGCUUUGUCCCCACGGAGCGUGAUGCGUUGGUGGUAGGGUGUCUUCAUUGUGUCCUCAGUUUGGCAUAGGUGGACUUAAACGCCGAGGGGGUGGAGCCGGUUACUUAUGUAGUACCUUUGAGUAUCGCAAACGAGGCCAACCGAGCACUACUUAGGAGCACUUUGCCCCUUUGAGCUCGAGAGGGCGGAGUACAAAAGAGCCUCGAACGAACUGCGGGGCUCAGUGAACGAGCAGCUUGAAAUUUAGGAACCGAUAAACCCCUGUGAGCAUUUCUAGCUAGAAGUACAUUUUUAAAGAGUGUUUUUAGUGUGAAGGAAAUAGGAUGGAGCUUUUUUGCUUUUAUAUAUUUGCAGUUGGUUGAUUUGUCACAUUGGGCACAAAAGCCUCGGGAUGCGAAUAUAUGUCUGGCUGUUUUGUUUCUAACUGGGUGAAGUGUGCCAUGUAGUAGUAUAUCCUGAAUGUACAUGUGCAAAGCGCUUCCUCAGAGCAGCUGUGUUCACUUCGUCGAGCUUUUCAGUCACGACAGUUCACGAGCGUAAACGUCUUCCAUAAUUCCAGAUUUGUGGAGGGUAACACGACCUGCAAAUAGAGACAUUCUACGCACCUUGUUACAUCCGUUAAUUCAAGUGGUGUUGCAUGUUCUCGGUUGUUUUUGAGUGUUUGAAGUUUUCCACCGUGCUCGUUGAAAACCUGUUUUUCUGUCAGGAUGCACACACAUAUUAUGUUUGUGUCAUUUGAGAAAGAAAGAAAAACCAGACCACCUAAUUUUAGGGCAAGGAGGGUAUAACAUGGAUGACCUAGAGUGGCUGUAAUAACUGUAGCAGGUUUUGAGACUUGUCUGUAACUAGAAAUGUGAACACUUGGCAGUUUGCACAUCACCGGUUCUUCCACUUGUGAAGAGCAUUGCCACACCAUUCCAUUGCCACAAAUGGCAGCCCGUCGACUGAUCGCGAUCAUUCCACGAAUAUCAACGGUAACUUAGGGUGUUAACAAAAGACAGCUUUGCUGUCCUUGCAUUGUACAUAUUAAUAAAGAUAUUGCAUUCUCUGGAUGGAUGCCAGGAUGAGUUGACAAGGAA